This is a messenger RNA of Didymodactylos carnosus, 1059 nucleotides long. The record is from the annotation of a GenBank genome assembly. Lineage: Eukaryota; Metazoa; Rotifera; Eurotatoria; Philodinida; Philodinidae.
AUGUCUAAACCAGAAAUUAGAAAUAUUAUAAAAGGCCAUGCCUAUUUAGCAAAUGGCGAGGGACUUAGUGGCCAAGGGCCAUUUAUAUCGGGUCAAGCAUUAGUUGCGAUAAAAGGCGUUGGGUUUUCUACUCUAGAUAUUGAUCUUGAUAAUAUAGAUAUUCGCUAUAUUGAUAAUAGAGCAACUGAUUCAGCAACGUGUUUUAUAAAACCCAAUGUUCAUAAUAUAUCUAUUGGUUCUAUCGUUGGUCCUCACACUGCGAGCGGCGACGGUGGUGUGUUCUUCGAUAGAAAUGAAGCAGGUCUAGCUUCCUCCGACAAUAAUUUCCCUGAAUUAAAAAUUAGAUUAACAGGAACUGGUAAUCCCCCUGAUGUACCAUCUAAUGAUUAUAGUGGACUCACUGAUAUUAUUAGCUCUAAAAAUAAUUUGACCCUAGAAGUAGAUGCUGUCAAUAAAGCCGAAGUAACGCUAAAAACACGUUUCGUAGGGGAAGGUUGGGGUAUAAAUAAGCUUAAUGCUAUAACUGAGGUUAUCCAUGAUGUUACAGGUCAAGAAUUAAAUGAUGAUGGACGUAUAGGAAUUCAUGAAACUAAUAUUGGCUCAACUGAUAAUAAAUCAACCUAUACCUUGCUAAUUGGAAGCAAUAAGAACUCCCAAAAAGGUGGUAAGGAUUUAAAACAUAUUUCUCUUAAUGCUGAAGAUACAAAUGUAAGGCACUUAUAUGAAGGUCAUGAUCGUAUAAACUUCUGUAAUCAAUCAUCGGAAUUAAUAAUCGAAAAUAAGGAUUCUGAAAAAUAUACAAUAAUUCUUAAAGACAAUAUAGACCCUGGUUUUAGUGAGACUCAUCAUAAGGGAAUAGUAAAACUUAAAGGGCAUUUACACAUUAUAGGAGGGACCUUUGGCGUUAAAGGGACCCCUGGCGUUAAGGAGGAGCAUCUAUUAAGUACCUUUGGGUAUAAUUCGAAUACUGUCACAUUCGAGAAAGGUUCAGGGCAUGCUGCCGAAGAUGUUGUUGAUAAUGCGUAUGAUAAUGUACAAGCGCUUGGGGGGGUCAAUUGA